UAUGAGACGGAAACCCGGAACCUUUGGUGUGGCUCACUUUCUUUACCCGAGUAUUUUUCAUGUAACACGGGAGCGUUUAGAAAGAUGGCGGCAUCCGUAGAAAAGCCACAUGUGGAGAUUGAACUAGACUCAGAAGAUGAUGUGAGUGAGAUCAGCGAGAAUGAGGAAAGAAGUGAAGAGGAGGAAUCAGAGGAUGGAAGUGAUGAAGGAGAGAGAUCAGCUGGUGAUGGGAGUGAGGGAGAAGAGGAAGAGAACGUGAAGGAACAAGAUGGAGAGGUUGAGAUGAAUCCCAAUGCUGGUUGGGCAGAUGUCAUGGCCAAAAUCCUGGGAAAGAAAACGCCAGAGGACAAGCCCUGCAUUCUGCUAAAAAACAAACAGCGGGACAAGCUCAAUGCAAAGGAGAGGAAAGAAAAGGCAGAGAAGAAGAAACAGGCAGAUAAAAAGAGGGCAUGGGAGAUGAUGUGUCGGGUGAAGCCAGAUGUUGUGCAGGAUAAAGAGAAGGAGAGGAAUCUGCAGAGAGUUGCUACCAGAGGUGUAGUGCAGUUGUUUAAUGCAGUACGUCAACACCAGAAGAAUGUAGACGAGAAGAUGAAGGAAGUCGGUGGAUCUGAAAGGAAAAAGGCAAAGGUCCUUUCCUCAGUAUCGAAGAAAGAUUUUAUUGACGUAUUGAGAGGAACUGCCGGUUGUAACAAGGCAGCCAUAAAGACUGAAAAAGCAUCGUCUGAAGUGCAGAAAGAGAAGAAGCCAGCAUGGAGUGUCCUAAGGGAUGAUUUCAUGAUGGGCUCAUCCAUGAAGGACUGGGAUAAGGAGAGUGAUCCAGAGGAGAGACAUAAGGAGCCAGGGGAUGCAGAGGACAGCGAUUCAGACUGAGAUAAUCAUUGUGUGUGUGUGUGUUUCUUUCCAUGUGAGAGCACAUCCAUACAACACAUGCUGUGUGUCUCACAUGUAAGGUGGAUGGACCUCAUUCACAGACCCUGCUUUUAUGUAUGGGAUCCUGUUCUGUGAGUUCUGAGCAUUUGCUCAUAUAGCUGAGAUUGGAUUGACCAGAUGUCAAGGUUUGGAUUGAAAACCUGAGGUGUUUCAAAACUCAAUGGAUUGUUCAAUUAACCCAGAGAAUUUAUAAUAUUGGUGUUUAACUCGCUUUUUCUGUUUCAGCCAUGUAUAUAGUUCUUUGAUUAUAGGCCAAGGAAUAAAGUGACCUUUAACAUA
Messenger RNA from Tachysurus vachellii, 1209 nucleotides. RefSeq names its product ribosomal RNA processing 15 homolog (gene rrp15). NCBI's taxonomy places the organism in Eukaryota, Metazoa, Chordata, Actinopteri, Siluriformes, Bagridae. The record is from RefSeq and is a predicted model, not a curated record. Gene Ontology annotation, biological process: maturation of LSU-rRNA; maturation of 5.8S rRNA. Gene Ontology annotation, cellular component: preribosome, large subunit precursor. The coding region runs from base 85 to 870 and encodes 261 amino acids. The transcript has 5 exons.